GCAAUGUUUAUACCAAACCACAACUUCCGCCAUAAGUUUAUAGGAUUUUUCCUCAUCGCAAGAGUGUCGCUUUUUUUUUCAAACACACGUUCAUGUGUUGUUAAUUUAAUUUAAUUUUUUUUCGUGAUAUUAUUUUUUAGCUUAGAAAAAAAUCUGCUCACGAUGUCGCAAAGGUGUUUUUCUUCGUCGUAUUUCGUCGCAGUUGUAUGCGUUUUAUUCGCUUGUAAUUUACAUCUAAGUCGAUGUUUGCCAUCGCCGGCUUUAGACGUACCAGUACCGCGAUACCAUACCACAAAUUCGAUCGAAUCGAAACAAGAUUUUCUCGAAAGUGUUUACGCCGAUUGUACCGAUAACAAAGGUUCGGUACCGUGUUUCAAGUACAAAUUGUUCGCGUUCGUCGAUAAAAUUCUAAACAAGGAUGAAAUCAACUUGGCCAACGGUAUCACGGUCGUGAAAACCGCCGCUUCCGGGGCUGGAGUGGAUGGAGCUCCAAGAGCUUUAGACCAAGAGGCUGCAGCUACCUCGGGCGAAUCUCAAAACGGAGAUAUUUCCACCAUGCUGGCUACUCGUAUCGAGCGAUUCUUGAAUACCCAUACUUUGAAAGUCGAUUUACGUGGAACCGAUGUCUUGAACGCUGUCUCCAGAGCUGGCCGAACACUCGACGAAUUCACCGACGGAUUUGAAAACGAAGAUGUCGAAAUGGCUCGUAAAAAGAAAGGAGGUGGCAAAAAAGGAGCCAAAAUCUUAGGACCUUUGUUGAUGAUGAUCAAAAUGAAAUUGCUCGGUUUGAUCCCGUUGGCUUUCGGUUUAAUCGCUCUGCUGGCCGGUAAAGCCUUAUUGAUUGGUAAAAUCGCCUUGUUGUUAUCGCUCAUCAUCGCUUUGAAGAAACUGUUGGCAUCGCAUCAGAAAACCGUCACCUAUGAAAUAGUCAGUCAUCCACACAGCAGCGGCGGUCACGACUCGUAUUCUUCAGCCGGAGCCGAUUACUCGAGCUAUGGAGGUGGCGGCAGCAGCGCCGGCAGCAGUCACGGUGGUGGAUGGGGCCGAAGCGCCGAUGCUCAUGAAUUGGCCUAUAAAGCCUACAAACCAGCCGCCGAUACCAAAAUUAACUAAGUUGGAUUUAAUUAUUAAAAGAGACGCCAACACCACCAAAACCCCCCUUCCGAGUGCCAGUACACACGAAUAACGAUGUACAUAUAAAUUAUUUAUUUGAUAUUUCAAAGGCGCGAUUCGUUAUUUAUUGUUUUUCUGUAUUUUUUUUUCUAAACUUUAUUAUUCGUGUUUGUGUAAAAGUAUUUAUUUUUUGUAGAAAAAUUUUUUUGUUUUGUAGAGUUUAAGAUUCACUAUAACUUUCACAAAUUCUCUGCCAAAAGUUCCUCCUGACAGAGGACUCGUAAAAAAGAGAACUAAUUGACUUAUACAUAUAUGUACUCUAUUCCUAUAUAUUUUAUAACGUCGAAUAUAACUUUCAAGUCAAUUUAAACGUACUAGGUAUAGUAUAGCCUUAUAAUAUGUGUUUAAUUUAUAAUCCUUGCGAAGAAGAAAAAGCCACCACCCGAUGAAACUUUCUAUAAUGAUAAAUUUGCUUCUUGUUGAUAUUUUUAUACCGAGUGUUCAUAUUCAUAUAUAGUAGGUACACGUCGAGUACAUCGUGAUAAUAACAGAUAUAUUAUGAUGCCGUACCUACCUAUUUGUUUUUCAAUAAAAAUGUUUUCUACUUUA
This is a messenger RNA of Planococcus citri (citrus mealybug), 1722 nucleotides long. RefSeq lists its product as uncharacterized. NCBI's taxonomy places the organism in Eukaryota, Metazoa, Arthropoda, Insecta, Hemiptera, Pseudococcidae. The transcript has 3 exons. The record is from RefSeq and is a predicted model, not a curated record. The coding region runs from base 163 to 1113 and encodes 316 amino acids. Gene Ontology annotation, cellular component: membrane.